Syngnathus acus (greater pipefish) is the source of this 3192-nucleotide messenger RNA. Its product is annotated as ataxin-3-like. Gene Ontology annotation, cellular component: nucleus; nucleolus. Gene Ontology annotation, molecular function: nucleic acid binding; RNA helicase activity; ATP binding. Bases 64 to 3000 code for a protein of 978 amino acids. Gene Ontology annotation, biological process: protein deubiquitination. The transcript has 17 exons. Lineage: Eukaryota; Metazoa; Chordata; Actinopteri; Syngnathiformes; Syngnathidae. The record is from RefSeq and is a predicted model, not a curated record.
GCGCUGCUCGUUUUGUCUGUUGUGACGAGCGGGGUUAGAGUUGAAUGUUUGACAGGGAGAGCCAUGGAUGCCAUAUUUCACGAGAAACAAGAGGGCUCUCUCUGUGCUCAGCACUGCCUCAACAACUUGCUGCAGGGUGAGUACUUCACCCCCGUGGAUCUCUCCUCCAUUGCACAUCAGCUGGACGAAGAGGAGAGGAUGAGGAUGGCGGAGGGAGGAAUGGGUAGCGAUGAGUACAGGACCUUUUUACAGCAACCAUCUGGUAACAUGGAUGACAGUGGGUUCUUUUCAAUACAAGUUAUUAGCAAUGCUCUUAGAGUUUUGGGACUGGACCUUAUCCUCUUCAACAGCCGGGAAUACCAGAGCCUGAUGAUAAAUCCCAUAAAUGAAAAAGCCUUUAUAUGCAAUUACAAGGAGCACUGGUUUACCAUUCGAAAGCUUGGACAACAGUGGUUUAACUUGAAUUCACUUUUGACUGGACCAGAGUUGAUCUCGGACACAUAUUUAGCCCUUUUUCUUGCACAGCUGCAGCAAGAAGGUUAUUCCAUAUUUGUGGUCCGAGGGAAUCUCCCAGAAUGUGAGGCAGAGCAGAUUCUUGGGAUCAUGAGAGUGCAACAACAGCAACGGCCAAAACUUAUUGGCGAGGCCCAAGCUCAGAUGAGCGCACGCGGGUCGGCAACACUGGGCCAGACGGACAUGAACUUUGGUGUGGAGAGUGAAGUUGUGGAUGACGAUGAGGAGUUAAGGACAGCUCUCGCACUCAGCAGACAAAACAUUGACGUAGAAGAUGAGGAAGCGGAUCUCCGUAGAGCCAUUCAGCUCAGCAUGCAAGGGGCUACUUCAGAUUCUGGUGGUGGACAUGUGAGAGUGGACAGCAGGCCUGCAGAAGAACUACGAGUCCACAAUGAGACACUCACAGCUGAUGAGCUGAGGAUGAGGCGGCAGGCCUACUUUGACCAGUGGCAGCAAAGACAACAACGUCCCAACACCACUCAGAAUAAAGAGCAAAAGCCCAAAAAACAACAGAAUAACUGGAGCAAAGCUGCCCUUUCUGGUUCUGAAGGGAAAAACGUUAAUAUGAGUCUAUGGAAAGACCUGUUCGUACCACCUCUUGUACUGAAGGCCCUCAGCAGCCUUGGUUUCGCAUCACCGACCCCAAUUCAAGCCCUGGUGCUCCCUCCAGCCAUCCGAGAUCGUUUGGAUAUUUUAGGAGCGGCCGAGACGGGAAGUGGUAAAACAUUAGCAUUUGGCAUUCCCAUGAUCCAUAACAUCCUGAAGUGGAAGGAACAUGUUGAAAAUGACAAGGACGAUGGCGUGGAUCCAGACAAGGCACAUGGGAGUUUGACAGAGUGCCCUGAAGCUGAUCCUGAGGAGCGGGGCGAGGAAGAAGGAAGUAUCAGCGGGAAGGCUGACGAGGAAGAAGGAAGUAUCAGCGGGCAGGGUGACAAAGGAGAAUCUGCGGAAGAUGACAAUGAGGACAACCGUGAUUCUGACGAUGGCGAUCAAGGUCAGGAUGGAAAGCUUGGUUGCGCGAAGGUCAUCGACGAUGUUGAGUUUGACGCCGACACCAAUGCGGGGAAGAAGAACCAGGCUCGACCUCUGCUGGGAUUGGUCCUCACCCCCACCAGGGAGUUGGCAGUCCAAGUCAAACACCACAUAGACGCUGUGGCCAAGUUUACUGGCAUCAAGACAGCCAUCAUAGUGGGUGGGAUGGCGCAACAGAAGCAGAGGAGGCUGUUGAAUCACAGGCCAGAAAUUAUCAUCGCCACUCCUGGACGUCUGUGGGACUUGAUCAAAGAGAGGCAUCCACACCUUCUCAACCUCAAACAGCUCAAGAGCUUAGUGAUCGACGAAGCCGACCGCAUGGUAGAACGAGGCCACUUCGCCGAGCUGGAUUCUCUCCUGGAGAUGCUGAACACCACUCAACUCAAUCCUAAGAGGCAAAACUUUGUGUUUUCCGCCACGCUGACCAUGAUCCACAACCUACCAAUGCGUGUGCUGCAGAAGAAGAAGAAGGAGCAGCUGACCGACAAGGUGGCGCUCCUCAUGGCCAAAGUAGGGAUCAAUUCCAAGCCCAAAGUCGUCGACCUGACCAGGAAGCAGGCCACUGCGGAGACCUUGACCGAGACGCAGAUUCACUGCCAGAAAGAGGACAAGGACUUUUUCCUCUACUAUUUCCUGCUGCAGUAUCCCGGACGCACCAUGGUGUUUGCCAACAGCAUCGAAUGUAUCAAGCGACUCAACUCGCUGCUGAAUAUUCUGGACUGCACGCCACUGCCGAUGCACGCCAACAUGCAUCAGAAGCAGCGGCUGAAAAACCUGGAGAGGUUUGCUGAGAAGGAGAGUUGUGUGUUGCUGACGACUGACGUAGCAGCAAGAGGACUGGAUAUCCCCAAUGUGCAGCAUGUCAUUCACUACCAGGUUCCUCGCACAUCUGAAACAUACGUCCAUCGCAGUGGCCGGACAGCCAGAGCUACAAACGAGGGUCUAAGUUUGCUUCUCAUCGGCCCUGACGACGUGAUGAACUUCAAAAAGAUUUACAAGAACCUUGAAAAGGAUGAGGAGCUGCCCAGGUUUCCUGUAGAGCUCCACUUUAUGGAGGCAAUCAAGGAACGUGUCAACCUGGCCAGAAAGAUCGAAAAGGUUGAGUUCCACAACAGCAGGCAAAAACAUCACAACUCCUGGUUCAAGCAAGCAGCAGAAGCUAUGGAGAUCGAUCUUGACGAAGAUCUCUUGCUAGGCAACGGGAGGGAUGAGGAUGAUCGGGGGCAACAGAAGAUGGUGAAAGGGAUGAAGAAACACUUGAAGCAGCUUCUCUCUCAGCCUGUGUUCAAGAAUUUGACAAAGACCAAGUACCCCACUCAGAUGGGACGCCUGUCCCUGGCUAAUCUGCCCGUCAGAGGGGAGCAAAGUGCCCUCAUGAGUGUGUUGGCACAGAAGAAUGAAAAAACUGGUCCGCCGCAGCACCAAAAAAGAAAGGAGAAAAAACGCCAGCAUUGAAUGCAAUUUCUACAUAUUGGAAUUGGACAGCAAUCACAUACAUUGCAGUUUUGCCUCAUUAAAAACAAUUAUUUUAAUGGCAAAUUAUAAUUAUUUCACUAAUUACACACAACUUGGAAUGCAAAAGAAAUAAAUUGACUCACAUUAAUAAAACUGAGGGUAUAUAAUAGACAUAAAAGCUGGUAUGAGAAG